AGGCGAGUGCGUGCGGCUGGCCCCAGCUCGUGUCGAUGCCCGGGGCGCGAGCGCUCGCAGUGGGCGGUUCCCGCGGCCCUGGAGCCCUGUUGCCCGGGCCGCAGCCCGCAGCCGACACGCGGCCUCAGGCCGGGCCCCGGGAGCAGGCGGCGGCGGCGGAGGGGACAGGCCGGGCCAUGGCGAGCGGCGGGGCCGAGUGCGCCCGGCUCCAGGCGAACGGGGCCGGCGCGGAGCUGGAGGCCGAGGCUGUCUACGCGCAGGAGGAGUCCGAGUGCAGCAGCCGGCGCUGGGGAGCCCAGCACGUCGGGGCCCGGGAGCUGGCGGAGCUCUACUCCCCAGGGAAAAGACUGCAAGAAUGGAUCAGUGUCAUCUUAUGCUUCUGUCUGAUCUCUUUCAACUUCUGCAGUCUCCUUUCCUACUUGAGCCUGGACCAUACUCUCUCAGUUAUUGUUGGGAUAUUUGCAGGAGUUAUUACUGCUGACUUUCUGUCAGGAUUAGUGCACUGGGGAGCGGACACCUGGGGAUCUGUGGAGCUGCCCAUAGUUGGAAAGGCUUUCAUCAGACCUUUUAGAGAACAUCACAUUGACCCCACGGCAAUUACUAGACAUGAUUUUAUAGAGACCAAUGGAGAUAACUGCAUGAUGACACUAGUGCCAUUGGCAAACAUGGCCUACAAAUUUGUUUCUCUUUCCCCAGAAGCGUUAUACCAGACAUGCCCUUGGGAAUGUUAUGUCUUUGCCCUGGCUAUCUUUGUAACCUUGACAAACCAGAUUCACAAAUGGUCUCAUACGUACUUUGGUCUUCCUCGGUGGGUCAUCUUUCUGCAGGACUGGCAUGUUAUCCUGCCACGGAAACACCACCGAAUCCAUCAUGUGUCUCCCCAUGAGACUUAUUUUUGUAUUACCACAGGUUGGCUGAACUAUCCAUUAGAGAAGAUUGGAUUUUGGAGAUGCUUGGAGAAUAUUAUCCAAGGAGUGACUGGGCAAAAGCCUAGAGCAGAUGACAUGAAGUGGGCUCAGAAAGUUAAAUAAAACUCUUACCAGCCUUCUACAGUU
Messenger RNA from Mauremys reevesii (Reeves's turtle), 1055 nucleotides. Its product is annotated as plasmanylethanolamine desaturase-like. The transcript is spliced from 6 exons. Gene Ontology annotation, biological process: ether lipid biosynthetic process. Gene Ontology annotation, cellular component: endoplasmic reticulum membrane. The record is from RefSeq and is a predicted model, not a curated record. The coding region runs from base 36 to 1031 and encodes 331 amino acids. Gene Ontology annotation, molecular function: plasmanylethanolamine desaturase activity. Lineage: Eukaryota; Metazoa; Chordata; Testudines; Geoemydidae.